Dermacentor andersoni is the source of this 1428-nucleotide messenger RNA. RefSeq names its product 2-Hydroxyacid oxidase 1-like. Lineage: Eukaryota; Metazoa; Arthropoda; Arachnida; Ixodida; Ixodidae. The record is from RefSeq and is a predicted model, not a curated record. Gene Ontology annotation, molecular function: oxidoreductase activity; FMN binding.
AUGGAAGCUACCGAGACGGCCGGCUACGGCUGGAAAGUGACUCUACAGCUACGAGAAGGCCUCUUGGUGCUUCAGAAGGCACCGGAGGUGAGCCUCGGAAGAGCAGUGCGAGAAAGCGCGGGCGUCAGCCUACAAGAAGCCAAGGGAAACCGCUUCGUGAUAAACACCAAAGGAGAUAGCACUACCAGUGCCAAUGACAUCGUGGUUACCAUCGAUGACAUCGAGCGGUUGGCCCACACGAAGCUGCCACCGAAGGUGAACACUUUCUAUCAAGACGGGGCGGACCAGCAGCAAACCGUUUCCGAAAACCUGCUCGCGUUCAAAAGGCUAAGACUCUUGCCACGUGUGCUGCGGAACGUCACCGCGAUAGACACGGAAGUCAUGUUGCUAGGACAACGUGUUUCCAUGCCUGUUGGAAUAUCGCCAACGGCUCUGCAAAAGUUAGCGCACCCUGACGGAGAAGCAGCAACUGCACGAGCCGCCGCAAACGCUGGAACUGUGAUGAUUCUUAGCGCGCUGAGCACCACCUCCAUGGAGGACGUGGCAUCCAGAGCAUCAGGAAGUGUCCGUUGGCUGCAGAUGGAAGUCGUGAAGGACCGCUCCGUAACGGUUGACUUUCUAUCCCGGGCCGAGAAGCUCGGCUACGGAGCGAUCGUUCUCACGGUUGACAUGCCUGUGUUUGGACUUCGAGUGUCCAGCGUCAAAAACCGUAUGACCUACCCCGAGCAUCUAUGCUUAGCGAACUUCGAAGGGACUAAUUAUGGUCACAUGAAGGACCUGAAGGAGUCCUGCCUGGAAGAACUGCGACAGUCAUUUGACAGGUCGCUUACAUGGGACGUGCUCGCAUGGAUACGAAGCAUCACCAAGCUUCCUUUGGUUGUCAAAGGAAUUCUCACGGCUGAAGAUGCUUGUGAAGCUGUAAAUCAUGGGGCGUCCGCGAUACUUGUUUCCAAUCAUGGUGGACGCCAGCUCGACGGGGUGCCUGCAACGAUCGAGGUCCUUGCCUCCAUUGUUCGCGCCGUCCGAGGCCGCUGCGAAGUAUACAUGGACGGUGGAGUUCGUAGGGGCACCGAUGUCGUCAAGGCACUGGCGUUGGGCGCUCGUGCAGUCUUCAUCGGCAGACCUGUCAUCUGGGGUCUCGCUUAUGACGGUGAAAAUGGAGUCAAUAAAGUGUUGAGCAUCUACAGGACAGAACUUGAGCGAGCACUGGCACUAAUGGGCAAGUGGUCUUUGCUUUCUUAUGUUAAAUAUUUUAAGUUCUAGCUGAUAUUGAUUUCUAAUGCAUUCUAUGGGAUUACAGUUGCGGAGGGGAGGGGGAAGAAGGAAUGUUAUUGUCGGCAAUUACUUACGAUGGAUCUCCUCGCGAUCAUCAAAUUUUGGACAUAUUCGGGCCGAUAACAUACGCUAGCGUUUUUCGAAGCUGAUUCU